CAAAUAAGAAAAUUCCCAAAUGCAUUUUCUCUCUCCUCAGAUUCCAACUCACUGAUGUUCUUCUCCUCCUCCCUCCUCCCCCUAUUCCCGCCUCCGGAGUUCUGAUUGCCUCCACCUCCACUUAAAACCCUAACUGCUUCCCUCCAACAAAACCACCAUCUUGUAGUUGUAUCACCACCGUUAGCCGCGCCGCCUAUAGUCAACCACCGCUAGUCGGCGCCGCCUCUGCCAACCACCUCUCCUCUGCGGCUGCUACUCAGUUUUGACGACAGUUGAAAAUGUCAGAAAAUGUCGCAGUAGAGCAUACGGAAGGAGAAACAGUGACACCUAAGUACAAAGAUGAUACGAACAGAGGAGAGGAUAUAGAAGGAGAAGGGGAAGAAGAAGAGGAGGAUUGGUCUUCAGAUUCUGAUAUAGUGGAGGCUUUAGAUUGGUUGGAUAUGAAAGACGUUGAUGAGGGCGGUGUUGAAGGUGGAUCAAUUACCCUUAAUGCUCGACGACCCAAUGCCCAUGGCGGGGCUUUGUCUAGGUCAAGGACUUCAACGCUUCAACCCCUCUCUAAUCGCAGCCAGAAGAUUACUCAUCAUUUCCGUGCUUCUCCUCUAGAGGAAUGGGAGGGCAGGACAAAUGUUGGUAUGUCCAACUCAGUCACCACUGCAAUUCGUGAGAGUGUGCGGGGGAUGGCUAUUGGUAAAAAAAAGAACACAGAGAAAGCAGAUCGUGCAACUGUUGAACAGGCUAUUGACCCCAGGACUCGAAUGGUUCUCUUCAAAAUGUUGAAUCGUGGUGUGUUCAAUGAUAUAAAUGGCUGUAUAUCAACAGGGAAAGAGGCUAAUGUUUACCAUGCAACAAAGUCUGAUGGUAACGAAUUGGCUAUUAAAGUUUACAAAACUUCAGUUUUGGUGUUCAAAGAUAGAGAUAGAUACGUGCAAGGGGACUAUCGUUUCAGACAUGGGUACUGCAAGCACAAUCCUCGGAAAAUGGUCAAGACAUGGGCAGAAAAAGAAAUGAGGAAUCUUAUAAGGCUGAAAGCAGCUGGGUUACGCUGUCCUACACCUGUUCUUUUGAGACUCCAUGUUCUAGUCAUGGAAUUCAUUGGGAAGGCAGGUUGGGCAGCACCUCGACUCAAAGAUGCAGAUUUAUCUCUUGACAAGUUGCGGGAAUGUUAUGUAGAGAUUAUUACAGCAAUGCGGACUCUGUAUCAGAAGUGUAAAUUGGUACAUGGGGAUCUCAGCGAGUAUAAUAUACUAUAUUAUGAGGGUCACUUGUAUGUUAUUGAUGUCUCGCAAUCCGUUGAUCUUGACCAUCCUCACGCACUUGAUUUCUUACGUGAAGACUGUCUUCAUGUUUCUGAUUUCUUUAGGAAAAGUGGUGUGGCUGUUAUGAAUAUCCGAGAACUUUUUGAUUUCAUUGUGGAUCCAACCAUUACUGAUGAAGCCGUGGAUACUUACCUUGAAGAGGUACAACAAAAGAUUUUGGCUCGAGGGGAUGUGAUGUCUGCCGAGGAGCAAAUCGCAGACUCUGUAUUUGUUCAGUCGUUCAUCCCAAAGACGCUAGAAGAAGUCAAAGAUGCCGAGGAAGAUGCAUUUCGAUUAACUAGCGGGAAGGACACGGGAGAUAUGUACUACAAAACCAUCACCGGACUCAAGUCGGCAUUUAGUAUGACUCAAACUUCUGCUGCACAGAAAGACCAGAAUCAGGUAAAAGCAGCUACUCAUCCUGAUUUGAGUGUCAGCGAAACGGAUUCCGGAACAGAUGAUGAUGAAAGUGAAGAUAAUGAUGGAAGUUUUAGUGAAUCAGAAGAGAAAGCAAGUAAGCUGACUCCUGAAGAUAUAAAGGCUGCUAGGAAGGAAAACAAGAAGAAAGUUAAAGAGGAGAAGAGAGAAUCCAGAAAGACCAAGAUCCCAAAAGCUGUGAAGAAGAAGAAAAAGAAGCUUUCUAAAUCUGUUAAAACGAGGUAGUUUAUUCUGUUACAUAAAUAUAGAACAAAAUUUUGUAGAAAUAGUCAUUCUGAAGAGAACCUAUACUCCUAUAGUUGAAAUAUGCCGUUUUUAGUCUUCUUUUAUGGUAAACAGAAUUGAGCUGAAA
Spinacia oleracea (spinach) is the source of this 2088-nucleotide messenger RNA. RefSeq lists its product as uncharacterized. The coding region runs from base 279 to 1961 and encodes 560 amino acids. The transcript is spliced from 13 exons. Gene Ontology annotation, molecular function: ATP binding; protein serine/threonine kinase activity. NCBI's taxonomy places the organism in Eukaryota, Viridiplantae, Streptophyta, Magnoliopsida, Caryophyllales, Amaranthaceae. The record is from RefSeq and is a predicted model, not a curated record.